AUGCCGAAGGACAAGCAAAAGGUUCCCAGUGUGUAUCUCCACACAGAAUCUAUUGCUCUCGACAAUCACGAUGAUGGCCUCAAAGCUUGCCCUUCCUGCGGGGGACGUUUCAAGCCUAUGGGCCUCCCCAGACACAAAGCAACAUGUAUAAAGCGGAUGGCAGAUUUGGCGCAAGACCUUCAAUUAGACAAGCAGCUUCGGAAAGAAAAAAAAGAAGCGAAAAAACUAGAGAAACAAUUUGCAGUGGGAUCUUCGUCAAAACAUGUAUGGGAAAACACCGACACCAAUUUUGACGUAGAAGAUAACUAUGGAUCAUCUCGUUUUCAUGAUGCACCCCCUGUCGGGCUGAACUUCAUGGGGGAAAGUCUUCAAAUAGAUGAUAUCAAAACUGAGUACCACCCUACAAGUGGCCGCACUGCAAAAGUGGACCAUUUCUCUGAUUUCAAACGUGGAUUUUCUGGCAAAGCACGCAUCAAAAACUCAUGUCCGUGGCAGCCAUUCAAAUCCCGGGUCGACUUUGAAUUUGCGGAGGUCGCUCUUGAAGCAGCGUUAAAUAAAGACCAGAUAAAUAGAUUAGUCAAGGUCAUUCACCAGAGUAUACAAGACCCUGGCUCGUUCACUCUGAAAGAUCAAUCUGACCUUUACGAGACAUGGAAGAUUGCUUCUCAUGCCCUAACUCCGUUUGAAAAGACUGUAAUCAAUGUACCAUAUCAAGGCAAAGACCAUUCCUUUGAUGUUCAUUUUCGUUCGCUGUGGGAUUGGGCAUUGGACUUAUUAGGGAACCCGCACCUCUCAGAGCACUUUGUAUUUGAUGCCGAACGGCUUUCCAAAUUUAACGGUGACAAUUUUGUACAAUUCAUUGACGAACCAUGGACAGCUGGGGAUUUCUGGGAUAUUCAAUCAAGGCUUCCAGAUGGUGGAAAGCCUCUAUGUUUUAUUUUAUAUGCUGAUAAAACAAUUCUGUCUUCUUUCGGGACUGUAAAGGGCUAUCCCGUAAUUGCACGAUGUGCAAACUUGCCCACUGAUAUCCGAAAUGGUACAGGUGUCGGAGGUGGAAGAGUUGUAGGGUGGCUUCCGGUGGUGCCGGAAGAUGAGGAACAUAAGGGUAAAAAGAGUUUUGCUAACUUCAAGAAUGUCGUAUGA
Messenger RNA from Serpula lacrymans var. lacrymans S7.9, 1143 nucleotides. RefSeq lists its product as uncharacterized. The transcript has 6 exons. NCBI's taxonomy places the organism in Eukaryota, Fungi, Basidiomycota, Agaricomycetes, Boletales, Serpulaceae. The record is from RefSeq and is a predicted model, not a curated record. The coding region runs from base 1 to 1143 and encodes 380 amino acids.